Messenger RNA from Salvia miltiorrhiza (redroot sage), 1674 nucleotides. Its product is annotated as UDP-galactose/UDP-glucose transporter 2. Bases 373 to 1434 code for a protein of 353 amino acids. NCBI's taxonomy places the organism in Eukaryota, Viridiplantae, Streptophyta, Magnoliopsida, Lamiales, Lamiaceae. Gene Ontology annotation, molecular function: transmembrane transporter activity. Gene Ontology annotation, cellular component: Golgi membrane; endoplasmic reticulum membrane. The transcript has 7 exons. The record is from RefSeq and is a predicted model, not a curated record. Gene Ontology annotation, biological process: transmembrane transport.
ACACUAUUCAUGGUUAUGUAUGCUGUCGCCAACUCCCUCACACCUGCUUUUCUGCCUAUAGCCGUCUCCCCCAACACACACACAUAUAUGUAAUGUACCGACGAGGCAAAGGACGCGCACAGAUAUUUAUUUAUUUAUUUAUAUAUGUACUAAUAUAUAUGGUGGUAUAGAGAGGAGUGUGUGUGUGUGUGCUUUUGAUACUUUUCUUGCGCAUACAAAAGCCCCUUUCUUUUCAGUCUUUUUCAUUCCUUCCGCCAUUAAAGACAAGCCAUGCAACGAGAAAUGUCUUCUUUACUGUAAAGUAUUUAUUGGCAUAUAAAAGCUCCAGUUUUUAUUCAUUCCUCUCUCUCUUCCAUCAGAGAGGGAGCAGAGAUGAAGAAGGAGGAUCAAGCCAGGUCUCUCUUGGGGAUAUCUUUGACUGGCAGGCCCACGUGGCAGCAGUUCUUAAUUUGCUCUUCUGGAUUCUUCUUCGGCUAUCUCGUCAAUGGAAUUUGUGAGGAAUAUGUCUACAAUCGCCUAAGUUUCAGCUAUGGUUGGUAUUUCACCUUUGUGCAAGGCUUUGUAUAUUUGGUGCUUAUCUACUUACAGGGCUUCACCACCAAGCAAAUGGUGAAUCCAUGGAAAACAUAUGUGAAGCUCUCGGCUGUGCUUAUGGGGUCUCACGGAUUAACGAAGGGCUCGUUGGCUUAUCUUAAUUACCCUGCUCAGAUCAUGUUUAAGUCCACCAAGGUACUUCCCGUUAUGGUGAUGGGUGCGUUUAUCCCCGGGUUGAGAAGAAAGUAUCCCAUCCAUGAGUAUAUCUCGGCUAUCCUCCUAGUUAUCGGCCUUAUCCUUUUCACCUUAGCCGAUGCCAACACUUCCCCUAACUUCAAUAUCAUUGGUAUCGCGAUGAUUGUGGGCGCUCUAGUCAUGGACUCUUUUCUAGGUAACUUCCAGGAAGCAAUCUUUACCAUGAAUCCUGAAACGACACAGAUGGAGAUGCUAUUUUGCUCGACAGUUGUUGGUUUGCCUUUCCUAUUGGCACCCAUGAUUUUGACUGGAGAGCUUUUCAGGGCAUGGAGUUCUUGUUAUGAGCAUCCUUACGUCUACGGUGUGCUUGUGUUUGAAGCAAUGGCUACAUUUAUUGGUCAAGUCUCUGUUUUGUCACUCAUUGCCCUUUUUGGGGCUGCCACCACUGCUAUGAUAACUACGGCAAGGAAGGCGGUGACGCUGUUGCUGUCGUACCUAAUCUUCACCAAGCCGCUGACUGAACAGCAUGGCUCAGGACUGAUCUUGAUCGCCAUGGGGAUCGUGCUGAAGCUCGUUCUCGACAGUAAACCCGCGCCUCAUGUUGCUAGACCAGAUUCGGCCCCCUCCACGCAGGAAAGAUUCAACAGGCUGAAGGAGAGUGGAGAAAAUGGAGAAGAAGAUGAAGAGAAUAGGCCACUGGUUUAGGAUUCAAGGAUUGAAUUAAUGAGGGGACAAUACUCAGUUUUCAUUUUCUUGAUUUACUUGUGGUUUAGGCUUUGGCUUUCCCAAUGGCUGGUAGCAAGUUUUAGAAAUGUGCAAAGUUAAUUCAUUUCUUGUCAAUUUUGGUUUUUUUAUUUUUUUGUCUUUAAUAAAAUCAUAUAUGUGUAUAAUGUAUAAAUCAGAAGGAAAGAUUAUAUAAAUAUAUUCUGACAUGAUUGUGGCUCA